Ilex paraguariensis (yerba mate) is the source of this 2023-nucleotide messenger RNA. NCBI's taxonomy places the organism in Eukaryota, Viridiplantae, Streptophyta, Magnoliopsida, Aquifoliales, Aquifoliaceae. The record is from the annotation of a GenBank genome assembly.
CUUCACUUCAUCGGUUCUCUCUCUCUCUCUCUCUCUCUUCACGGAGAAGCCUCCCUUUGCGUUCUCUACGAAAGCCUGGAGGAAUCUCUCUCCAGAGUCGCUUCUAUGUACAUGUAUUUCUCUCUCUAGAUUCGUUGUAUUUGUAUGCUUCGUCUCGAACGAAUCGGUUGUGCUCUCAGAUUCGAGUGUUUUCCAUCACGAAAUGAGAAACGAAUCUUGGAGUGAAACUAGGGCUUCAAAGUAUUAGUUCGUCUUCAAUGGUGAUCAGAGGCGUUGAUUUCAAGUGGUACGAUGGGUUUUUCUUGUCAAUGCUGGCGAUGAGUAUAAUAAUUGUUGCCAUCAAUUGGAAGAGGUACCAUCUUUGUACAUACCCAUUGCACAUAUGGAUCGUGGUUGACUACACGACGGUGUUUGUUUUUAGGCUUUUGAUGUUUGUGGAUUAUGGUCUUGCUUCUGGGAUGGGAUUGGAUUUUGGGUGGCAACAGAGGUAUGCUCGUUUUUGUGGAAGAAUGGUGGUUCUUUCAAUUCUUUCUCUGCUAUUUUAUCCUUUUCUUUGGGCUUGGACUAUUAUUGGUACCUUAUGGUUCACUAAUGCCAGAAACUGCUUGCCUGAAGAAGGUCAGAAAUGGGGUUUCCUUAUUUGGUUACUUUUCAGCUACUGUGGACUCUUUUGCAUUGCCUGCAUCUCUGUGGGGAAGUGGUUAACACGAAGGCAGGCUCAUUUACUACGUGCGCAGCAGGGGAUUCCUACUUCAGAAUAUGGGGUGUUGGUCGACAUGAUUCGGGUACCAGGUUGGGCUUUUGAAGCAGCUGGCCAAGAGAUGAGAGGCAUGGGCCAAGAUGCAGCUGCAUACCAUCCAGGGCUUUACUUGACCCCGACUCAGAGAGAAGCAGUGGAGGCACUUAUUCAGGAACUGCCAAAGUUCAGGCUGAAGGCAGUUCCUACUGAUUGCAGUGAAUGCCCUAUCUGUUUGGAAGAGUUUCAUGUGGGGAAUGAGGUUCGUGGCCUGCCUUGUGCUCACAAUUUCCAUGUGGAAUGCAUUGAUGAGUGGCUUCGGUUGAAUGUGAAGUGCCCUCGAUGCCGUUGCUCAGUUUUUCCAAACCUUGACCUUAGUGCCUUAUCUAAUAUACGUGCUGAUCCAGAGCGAUUAUCCGCCAGUGUUGUGACAGCAACUCGAUAUGUGAGAACACAAUCUUCUAGCCAGAGCUACCUGUUGAGAUUGCAGGGUUUGCUUCGACCAGUCCGCACAGAAAAUGCAGGACCUGGCAAUGAUUCAGACAUUGCUUUGGAAGCUGCUGAAAAUGGAGGUCUUCCCGGGGCUACUCAGGGUCGAGGAAGUGUAGAGCCCGGGCAAGUACGGGCUGAACAGUCCUCCCCGCAACAGCACUAAACUGUUUUUUGUGUCCGUGUGCAGGUUUUUACUCGAUCCCCUAACCACAUGGGCGUAGAGAAACUGAAUUGACUUCUUUCUAUAUCUGGCCAUUGUUCAAUGCUUGUACUGGUUUCCCAUUGCAAUGAAAAGAGUUUACUGAUUGAUCAACUAGUCUCUCUCUCUCUCUGGAGCACCGCAGCCAACAAGCUUAUUUUUGUUUCUAAGCAAUUAGAAGAGCGUGGCAUUUGACCUCCCUCAAAUAGAUGGAUCUGGGGUUGAUUGUGAAACCGAGCAGAGAGAUUCGUCCAGCCCUCAGUAAUAGAUCUUGAAGAAGAUGCAUGUUAUUGAUUGCCAAUGUCUCUUGCUUGAGUAAGUCUCAGGAAUGUCUCUGGCAUGACAUUGAGAAAGGAAAGGGAAAGAAGGAUUGAAGUAAUGUGAUCAUGUUCCCAAACUAGAGUGAAAGGGAAGAAUUUAGGUUUCUUGUCUCGAAGUCUAAUGUUCGACUCGCAUAACAUAGUCUUGACUUAUGAGAUGGGGGUGAUUAUGCAUACUUCAUGUCGUGUUAUAGCUACUAGUACAUAAAAUGUGUGGUUGAGACGGUUCUAUAUUCUUCUUAAAAAAUUUGCACUUAAAAAGAAAUUCAUCUAUAG